CUGAUCGUGACCUAUCGAUAGCGCAGUACUCAUUUUAUCGAUAAGACACGAUCAAAUAUUGUUUUGUAUAUUAUAUAUAAUAUUAUAUAUAAUUGUGAAACCCGGGAGAAUUCACCCGCCAUGCGAUGUCCUUUGUAGUGGGGCUUCCGGGCAUUGGCAAAGGACUCUCGAGCUGGCAGACAAACAAAACUGAACCGCAGACAACCCACUCAAUUGGAGUUGGCUCCUUUAAAAGUUCAUUCGUUUGUAAAUAAUUUUUAGCCGGCGGCAAAAUCGAUACUUCGCUUAAGAUUUUUGCAUAUAUAGCGACCAUCGCUCUGAAAAUUUUGUCAAGCUGCGCAAAACUUUCAACGCCAGCCGACGAGCAAAGUUAUAUGAGCAGCGUAUGCCGAUAAUGCAUAAGAGAAAAGUCGGGGGGAAAAGACGUAGAAAUGGCAGAAGAAGAAGGAGAAGGAGAAAUGAGAGCAUAAGCCGGUAGGCUUCGACCAGAUAGCGGUGGACAUGGACGACGGAGCGAGAUGGUACCGGGAGAUUUAUGAGAUCUUUGACGUGACACUGGUGCCACCACGUCAGUUCAUCUGUCACGAUUUGGCACCGUACCACGAACCGAAGCCCGAUUCACCUGACCAGGUGUUCGAGUACAAGGACUUCCUGAGCUACCUGGGCGUCCUGCAAACUCUGCCUUUGGACACCUUGCAGCUCCUCGAAAAGCAACUCUGAUGGUCCAAAUGGCAUCGAUUCCUCGACGGCCUCAUCCUACUCCUCUGCCCGACGACCUUGAUGAUGAUGAUGAUGAUGAUGUGGCUGUGCAAGAUGACAGCGAUCGUGCUGCGUGGCAGUAACAGCAAAUUUGCAUUACCUGGGCAGGUGUGUUCCUGCUUCCACUUCCCCAAAUGAGCUUAAUGCCAGUCGCGUUUAAACGAGGGCUGAAUGAAAAGUUUGUAGUUUGACUAACAAGCACAUUUUAGCACAUUUUUUAAAUGUUUAAUAAAAUGUCCUUUGAAUUUUA
Molecule: messenger RNA, 1009 nt
Organism: Drosophila simulans
Lineage: Eukaryota; Metazoa; Arthropoda; Insecta; Diptera; Drosophilidae
Exons: 3
Coding region: 502-720 (72 amino acids)
Source: RefSeq, a predicted model, not a curated record